This is a messenger RNA of Sinocyclocheilus rhinocerous, 4361 nucleotides long. RefSeq names its product myc box-dependent-interacting protein 1-like. Gene Ontology annotation, cellular component: plasma membrane; synaptic vesicle; cytoplasm. NCBI's taxonomy places the organism in Eukaryota, Metazoa, Chordata, Actinopteri, Cypriniformes, Cyprinidae. Bases 169 to 1887 code for a protein of 572 amino acids. The record is from RefSeq and is a predicted model, not a curated record. Gene Ontology annotation, molecular function: phospholipid binding; tau protein binding. The transcript is spliced from 20 exons.
AUCGUGUGCGCUUGUGCAGGUUUAUUCUAUUCCAGGGGCGAGUGUUAUUAUAAGGCCUAGAAUUUAAUGCACCUGCAUUGAGCGAAAAACUACUUAUUGUACUGAAUUAUAUAUUGUAACAAAUGCUCAUUUGACGCGUUACUGGCAAAUAACACAAUCCGGAUAAAAAUGGCUGAAUUACCGAUGGGGAAAGGGGUCUCCGCAGGAAAAAUAGCAAGCAAUGUACAGAAAAAAAUUACCAGGGCUCAGGAAAAGGUUCUUCAAAAGCUUGGCAAGGCAGACGAGACUAAAGAUCUGGCAUUCGAAGAGGGUGUGAUCAACUUCAACAAACAGCUGGUUGAGGGUACCAAACUGCAGAAAGACCUUCGGGCCUAUUUGUCUGCUGUGAAAGCCAUGCAUGAGUCUUCUAAACAUCUGUACGAGUGCCUGGAUGACAUGUAUGAGUCUGACUGGUAUGGCAGAAAGGAUGUGGACUCUCUCUUUGAGGAUUCAGACAUCCUUUGGACAGACUUCCAUCAGAAACUUGUGGAUCAUGCGCUUAUAUCCAUGGACACUUACCUGGGCCAGUUUCCUGACAUCAAAGUCCGUAUUGCAAAGCGUGACAGGAAGCUGGUGGACUAUGACAGUGCAAGACACAACUAUGCUGCGGUAAACAAAGGCAAGAAAAAGGAGGGGAUCAAGAUCACCAAGCCAGCUUCCCUGCUGGAGAGGGCCGCCCCAGGCUGGGCACAGGGGAUCCUGUCUGCCCAUAACGUGGCUCAAACCAACCUCACCAGGAGUCAGGCAGAGGAAGAGCUGGAGAGGGCGCAGAAAGUGUUUGAGGAGAUUAAUAUAGAUUUGCAGGAGGAACUGCCAUCUCUGUGGAACAGUCGUGUUGGCUUUUAUGUGAAUACAUUCCAGAGUAUGGCUGGUCUGGAGGAGAAGUUUCACAGAGAAAUGGGAAAAAUUAAUCAGAAUCUGAAUGAUACGCUGGAGAAAUUAGAAAAUCAAGAUAUGUCCAGAAAAACAGGUAGCCAAGGGGUGAGGACAUCAACAGCCCAGAAGAGUGACAGAACACAAGAUGCCAAUCACACGUUGAGCCCAGGAGGACCGCCAGCCAUUCCCAAAUCUCCGUCCAAGUUAAAGCCUGCGGUUCCUCCACCUCCUAAAGUUACUCCAUCAAAGGAUAUGAAGCAGGAGAACAUUAUCAAUCUGUUUGGUGAGGCUGCCACUCCAAACAUCAGUGUCACUUCGCCAACACAGUAUGAUGCUCCAGCCACUGCUAAUCUGCUGGAUAUGGAUCUGGACUCACUUCAGGCUGCCACCACACCAGCCGCACAGACUUGGGAUUCAUGGGAGCAAUCACAGAAUGAAGCUGAGGUGCCUCAGACAUGGGACGAUGAUGAUACCCAGCCUGUGCACUCUGGCUGGGGUGAUGAUGGUACCCAGGCUACCUGGGAUGAUGACGGUAGCCAACCUGUGCGUGCUCCGGCCGCAUUCCCCAGCUGGGAUGAUGAUGGCUCUCAGCCUGUGCAGGGGAAUGUCAAUGAUUCUACCCAGCAGGCCCAGGGGUGUGACGAUGAUGGGGCUCAGGCCACAGAAAAGGCAGCUGUUACAGAAGAGGCGGUAGCUGAAACUGAAACUGCACAGGAAUGCACUGAGAGCACAGAGAGUGUAGAGAUGCCAGAAUCCUUCCUGUUUAAAGUGAAAACAAUGCAUGACUACAAUGCUACUGACUCCGAUGAGUUAGAGUUGAAGGCAGGAGAUGUGGUGCUGGUAAUGAGCUAUGGAAACCCAGAAGAGCAGGAUGAAGGGUGGCUGAUGGGAGUCAGAGAGUCCGACUGGAUUCAGCAUAAAGAUCAAGGGAAAAAAGGAGUCUUUCCUGAAAACUUCACCCAGAGGAUGUGAGAGCCUGUGAUCCGCUUGAUCUGUUGUUAACCCUUCUAUAUAACUCUUUAUUGCUUCCCUUAAUAAAGCAGACAAGAAACACUGUACUAGACCAACACAUGCACAGCCACAGGCAAUCUGCUGGUUAUGUUUGUGAAAGUUGUUGACAGGUCAGUAUUUGCAUUGUUUUGGGUGUCCUCACUGUGACUCAUAUUUGUCAUGGUGCAAGUAUAAGAAGAUUGGAUCAACCUUUGACAAAAUAAAUGAUAUUCUGUUAACUAGUAACAUACCCAGAGUAAGUCCUUGCUGUAAAUGUUUUUAGACUAGCUACUCUUAACCAUGUCCCAUUUUGUGUGGAAAUGUUUUAAAGUCAUAUCCCAAAUGAGCUCACAAGUCUCUAUAGUCUUAAUAGUGAGCACUACUUGAGCUGCAUGAUCUAUAUAGUUAUGUCACAGUCGGAAGCAAACAGUAUUUCUUUUUAAAAAAGUGAAUAAUAUUCCUCUCUCAAUGCUGGAAUACACUACACGACUUAAAAGCUGAACAGAUUUUAAAACACUAGGCAUUAUACACUUGCAGACUUUGUGAAUGGUUACAGAGGAAAAACUGGGCAUCAAACACUGAAUGACUGAGAAUCACACACUGUCAGACUUUCAAGUUAUUCCAAAGACAACAAACUCAUUGUUUCUAGGAGACGCAUGACAAAUGAAAACAAUCCAUGUUCUAAAAUCGGCUCAAAAUAUCAAACGUUUAAUAUCCUCUAAAUGGAUGGAAUCACAGGCUGAAACUAAAACAACAGAGUAUGUGCCCAUUAUACUCUUAUUUGUUUUUCUGUAAAAUCUGUCAACUCCUACUACCCGAAAUCUGCAGACUGGCUCUGACUUUCAGCAACUAGUGCCGACUCCUCCAAAUCGGGGCAAGAAUCUGUACAACAGUUGUGUAGAGUAUUCCAGCCUUCAGUUACAUAAUCCUACAGUUUAACAGCUGAGCGCUCCUUCAUGCAAAUGGAGUUUGACUGCUCAAAGUCAAACAUCUACCAGCACCAUUUCUGCAUGUUUAAAUCAGGAACAAACGAAAAAGUUCAAAAUAAAACCGACUAAUAUCGUUAAAGGAGUAUUUUAUGCUUCUCAUUUACAAACAAAAAACAUAUGCACUCGUUCCAUAUGCAGUUAUUGUUGACACUAAUGAGGCUGACAUAUUUAACCCCAGACUCUUGCUCAGGUUAUAUUUAUAUGAACCUGUGUGCUGUCUUUCACCCUUAGCUUUACACAGUAUUACUGUCUACCAAUUUGUUUUCUUUCUUUUUGAUGAAGCCAUUUCAGAUUUUAAUAUGUAAUUAAUAUUGUAAUUCACUCUGUAAAUGGAGUCAUGUACACGUACUUGUCUCGGUCAUUAAGUAAAAUACAGUUUUACUCAGUGAAGGAGAAUUGCUGUCCUUCUUAAUUAACAUGAAAUGCAAUAAUCUCUGCAUAGAUUUUUAUUUCUUUAUGAACUGUAUUCAUAGACAUGUCGGAAAUAUUGGAUAUUGGCAUUUUGUGAUUUGAAAGUGGAUAUUAACGCUCGCUUGUGUGAGUUUUAAUCCAGUACAACAUUCAAAAGUGACUCAGAAUAUGCAUAAUACGAAUUCAGUCCUCUUACACUGUAAUUAUAGUUUUAUUUUUGUACAUUGUGAGACAAAUGAGAGUUAAAAUGAUUCUAUCUAUGUGCCAUGAACACUGGCUUUUAACUGCGGUCUGAUGUAUAGCUACUCUUGUCUUUUCAUGUUUGGAUCAAAAUGUACCAUCAUAGCAGCAAGAGCAAAGCAGGUUUAGUGAGGAUAUGAGCUUUUAUAAGGACUGAACUCACACUGAUAUUGAUUCUCCAGUCAUCUGUUGUGCUGAAUGAGAACUUCACUUGCUUUUUGUUUGGUUUGCUUGCUACCCCUGAUCUCUCGCUAACUAGACGUGUCAUGUGACCCAAGCUUGGAGGGAGUUCUUGCCACGCUUCACCAGUUUUGAAGCAAGUGUGUGUGUGUUUGCGUUCUUGGUUUUUGUAUCCUGUACUGAGAAAUCAAUGUGAUCUGUAUAGAGACUGAUCACUGAGUUAUUUAAGCUGCCAAUGCAUCUUUAAUGACCUCUCGCGCAAGCUCUUAAUUAAAUCGAAAGUCCUCGUGGGUGGACAAACGCUUCCUCUUCAUGUAUUUGAGCGCAGUUACGAUAUUUGCUAGUGUUGUUGUGUUGUUGCAUAUGUAGCCGUGAUCAUUGUGUAGUUUUGUUGAGUUUUGUCACUAACAAUACAAAUUCUCUUAAGCAUAUCUAUACCUGUAAUUAGUGUGAAUGUGAAAGGUGCAUGCUUAAAUCCAUGAGCAGUGUGUCUGUGUGUAGUGACUUGAUGUUUUCUUGCUGAGGUGGCCUGGGAAACCAGGGCCACUUUACACUACUAUAAGCCAUGAGUGUAGUCAUUCUACAGUCCUGUAUCCUGCUGACUCACCAAUGCUAAUAAAGUCCUGUCAUAUUUCA